Messenger RNA from Theobroma umbraticum, 948 nucleotides. The record is from RefSeq and is a predicted model, not a curated record. NCBI's taxonomy places the organism in Eukaryota, Viridiplantae, Streptophyta, Magnoliopsida, Malvales, Malvaceae.
AUGAGCAGUUUAGGUGAUUUGCAGUACGUGAUUGGUUUUGCAGACAUCUAUUCCACCAAACCAAGUGUCUUUUUUGAUGAUAACAACGGCAAUGGUCUCCCCUUCUUGAAAAGCAACCAGCGAUUCAUCUUCACCCACCGUCAGAGGAUUUCCCAGAAGAACGCGAAUGGAAAACGGCCAAGAAGGAUUCUUGAAAGUCAUCACUACGACGAAACGCUAGGAGUUGUUGACAGUGGUGGAUAUUGGAGGUCUUCAACCGCUGAGAAGCCUAUACUUGAUGAGCAGCAAAGGGAAAUAGGGUUCGUCAGAACCCUUAACUUUUUGGAGUUCAAGGAUGAGAAAAAAAGUCGAAAGGAUGCCACCAAAACUAGGUGGUUAAUGCAUGAGUAUCGUCUCCCCGGAGACAGGUUCCAAGAAUGGGUUAUCUGCAAGAUCAAAGAUACCUCUCGUUCUCCACAUGAUAAAUAUUCUGAUUCUAUUUGGAUGAAAAAGUUGUUCGGAAAGUUAUUGUUGCCGCAUUCAGAUAAGAAUCAUCAUCAUCAAGAUGAAUAUCAGUCUCAGAUUCAGCCAUCUACUGUUUUCAAUAAUGAAAAUCUACAAAGUUAUGAAGUUGAUCAGUUACUAGAUGAUGAUCUUUUUACAGAGGUGGAUCAGUUAUUGGAAAUCGACGACAAUCGGAUUCAAACUCAGUCAUCUACCAUUUUUAAGGACGGAAACCUAUCAAGUUGUGAAGUUGAUCAACUACAUGAGAAGAAAAUAUCAAAAGAUGAUGACCCUUUUAAGGAAGUGGAUCAGCUAUUGGAGAUCAAUGAUGAUAAUCAGAUUGCUGAUUGCCCUUUCAAGGAGAUGGAGCAGUUAUUGAGAAUGAACGAUAAUGAUCCGAUUGCUGACGUAGACGAGGCAUUGGCCACGAUGAAUUUUUAUUAUUUGUCGGACCUACUCGACUAG